Molecule: messenger RNA, 1620 nt
Organism: Larimichthys crocea (large yellow croaker)
Lineage: Eukaryota; Metazoa; Chordata; Actinopteri; Sciaenidae
Gene: pla2g12b
Product: phospholipase A2, group XIIB
Exons: 4
Coding region: 102-1058 (318 amino acids)
Biological process (GO): cholesterol homeostasis; triglyceride homeostasis; lipid catabolic process
Cellular component (GO): extracellular region
Molecular function (GO): A2-type glycerophospholipase activity; calcium ion binding
Source: RefSeq, a predicted model, not a curated record
GUGUGUUUUUGUCCCUCACUCUCUACUCUCUUCUCAUCCUGUUAACAACUCCCCGUCUUGUGGAGAGCUUCCUCUGCUUGGAUUGUCACCAGUUCAACAUCAUGCUCCUUCGGACUGUGGUCCUGCUUUCCCUCUGCGUGUCCGUGGGCAUGUGUGCCACUUUAGCCCACUACCAGGCUAAUGAGGAGGAGGCCCCUGCUGUUACAGAUGGUGCUUUAGCAGCUGACUCUGUAGAUGCAGAUGCUCAAGUGGGUGAUUCACCUGCAGCUGAGGAAUCUGCUGCUAAUUCCAUUUUUGGUGACAGUCUACUAGGUAAAAUACUUGCCGGGGAUAACCCAGCACCUCUCACACCUGAAGCCGAUAUCCCUGCAGCAGAUAGUGAAACGACCAAAGAGCUAGAGACAGACAGUGACAGGCCUGCUGGAGACAUCCCUGCCAUGGAAGCUCUUAGCAGUGAAGCUGUCACCCACGAGGAACCUUCCCCUAACGAGGAGGAAAAGGAGGGGAAUGACAUCACACCAGUCCAGACAAACCAGAACCUGAACAGACCCAUUGCACAUGAAGAUAACAGUUGGAGCCUCAACUCAAUUAGAAGUAGUUUCCAGAAUGUGCACGGAUACUUUGACUCUCUGGUGGAGCUGGUGGGGGGGCACAAUGGUGUGUGUCAGUACCAAUGCAGAUAUGGAAAACCUCCUCAGCCUCGCCCCGACUAUCAACACUCAGAGCCUGACGGCUGCAGCUCCUCUCUGGUUGGAUUCCAGGUGAAUUCUGCUCUCGACCUGGGGAUACCUGCUAUGACACAGUGCUGUAACCAGCUUGACAUGUGCUACGAUACUUGUGGGACAAGCAAGUACGACUGUGACUCCACGUUUCGCUCGUGUCUGCACGACAUCUGCUCAGACCUUAACAAGAGUUUGGGCUUUGGGUCGAAGGUACAAGCCUGUGAAUCGAUGGCAGACACUCUUUUUAACACAGUGUGGACUCUUGGUUGUAGACCUUACAUGAACAGCCAGAGGGCAGCAUGUGUCUGCGAGGGAGAGGAGAGGGAUGAACUGUGAUACGGAACACUAUGGACUCCUGGAUGAUCUCACAGACAAAUAACAAAGUCAUGGGUAUUUCUACAGAUUAUUACAGAGGAGAUACUUCACAAGAGCCAUCUGAAGAUCCAGAGCCUGGGAUUUAAAUUACAUAUAAAUGAGGAAUGCAAAUGAACAGUUUCUCAGGUUUUAUUCAUAGGCAGGACUAACAUAUAUUAGGUGUCUGAAUAUGACUUUCAGAAUCUUAAUUAAUUGCUUAUGCAUGUUCUCCAAACUCCAUUUCAUUUUAGGCCAUUUUUAGGCCUCUGUGACUCCAUUAACAUAAAUUACUCUGAUGACUCCAAGUGCCUGAUGGGAAGGAUACUGUAGCUGGAUUAAUGUCCUCUAGAUAGAAAGAGACACAACAUAAUUACUAUGGUGCAUGUGGUUUGUUGUUAUUUAUCAAGAGUGCUUAUCUGCUUGAACCUCAAGUCAGUGUCAUGUGAAUGUAAUGUAAUUACAACUAUUACGUUUAUAUUUGAUGUAAGUUAUUUGCCACAUAUUUGUUUUUGUUUUUUUAGGAAUAAAUGCACGACUAAUUGCA